AUGGCCAAACGCAAGCGGAACAAUGCCCAUGCAUCGAUAUCCAUAAAAUCCAAAGGCCCAUUGACUCCACCACAAGACUCGUCAGCCACGAAUGGACCCUCCACCAUUAACGCGAUUACCUCACCCGAGGAAGUCGAAAUUGCCGUGGAGACGUUGCAAGCCCUGGCCGAGCACCCCUCUCUUAUCAAAUCAAAAGCAUGCAAAGACCUCAGGACAGCGGUAUAUGCCUUCAAGCAGGCAAGCACCACCGGAAUGAUAGCUGCGGAGGGCGGCAAUCUCACAGCACGGAUAUCCGCCGCGCUCACAGAUGGAAGAUAUCUCGACUCUCGGAUCCUGCUCGCAGAAAUGCGCAUCCGGAAAGAAACACCCUCACUAGGCGCCCUCUGCCGCUGGGUACGCACCCUGGACGUAAUCUCUGGCCUAUCCAUCCAUGUGCGAGUACCAGACCAGGACAUCGUAGGCACGAACUCGCACAAUGCCGAACUGAUCCAAGUUCUUGAUGCCAUCUUGCGCGUCACAGGUCCUACGGACACAACAUCCCACGGCCUCGACGCAUACCCAGGCUGUAUCUCCCUCCAGGAAACCUGGAACCUACGCAGUAGCACGGAGCCCACGCGUUACAUCCGCCACACUAUCGAAGACAAGUCCAUCUUCGCGUCCUGCGCACCAGAUCUCAAAACCAGAUUCCGCGCUAUAGAAACAACGCCCGGCCCACAGCGGAAGCCACCAAACCUUCACCCCGCCGUCCUCUUUGCCUCCCAGGACAACACAGUCCCUCUCGGCCCUCUUCCCAAAACUACAGUCCACAAGCACCCGCUGGUUCCGAAUCUCCGCCUCAUCUGCGAUGUCCUCACGCCCGCUGAGUGCGCUUCCAUUAUCGCCGCGGGCGAGACCAUGGAGUUCAUCCCGGACGCGCCGGUGCGGCCACAAGGCGAGGACACCAGCGUGCUUGCGCACAACUUCUACUGGAUUGUCGAUCAGGCGUUUCACGAUGCGCUGUGGGAAAGAGUGAAAGAUUUUGUGCCGAAGGAAAAAGAGGGGAAGACGGUGAGAGGAAUUAAUAGGAGGUUUAGGGUGUAUCGGUAUGUGCCGGGGGCGGAGUAUAGGUGUCAUAUCGACGGCGCAUGGCCCCCGUCCGGCAUCGACCCCGUUACAGACGCCUACCAAUAUGACGCCUCACCACGGGACGCAAAGCAAUCCUCACUGUACACCUUUCUCAUUUACCUCAACGACGACUUCAAAGGUGGCGAGACUACUUUCUUCAUCCCGAGCGUAAAAGAAGGCGUCUUGAAUGCCUACCCCGUUAAGCCCAUCAUGGGCAGCGUGGCCGUCUUCCCACACGGCGAGGCGCAGGAUGCUUUGCUGCACGAAGGGACGGGCGUUGUCGAGGGCGCAAAGUACGUUAUUAGGACGGAUGUCGAGUACGAUGUCGAACCUACAGUAUCUUGA
Molecule: messenger RNA, 1449 nt
Organism: Didymosphaeria variabile
Lineage: Eukaryota; Fungi; Ascomycota; Dothideomycetes; Pleosporales; Didymosphaeriaceae
Exons: 3
Coding region: 1-1449 (482 amino acids)
Biological process (GO): peptidyl-proline hydroxylation to 4-hydroxy-L-proline
Cellular component (GO): endoplasmic reticulum
Molecular function (GO): L-ascorbic acid binding; iron ion binding; procollagen-proline 4-dioxygenase activity
Source: RefSeq, a predicted model, not a curated record